Molecule: messenger RNA, 4788 nt
Organism: Oldenlandia corymbosa var. corymbosa
Lineage: Eukaryota; Viridiplantae; Streptophyta; Magnoliopsida; Gentianales; Rubiaceae
Source: the annotation of a GenBank genome assembly
AAAAUUAUUAUUAAACAAAAAAGAAAAAAGAAAAGGAAAAGCAAACUACAGUAAAGAAAGCUGAAACAUUUACUUCAUAUACAAUACAACAAGAGAGGUCACACAUAUACACAAACCUCUCCCCUCCUUCCCUUUCCCAUUUCACCUUCCUUUUAUCAUCCAUUUAUUAGAUUCCUUCAAUCUCCGAAUGGUUUUUUCUUCCUUCCAUUGGAUUGUACAGAUUCUCAGCUAAAGAACCCAUCUUUUACCUUUGCCGAGUUUGUUGAAUUUUUGCUGUUUUUUUUUUUAGUAGUUUUCUUCUUAUUUUUCUGGAACUUAAGGAUACAGACUCCCUCUGGGUCUUCUUGGGUUUUAGCUGUUUCUUGUAGAACUUUGUUGUGAAAAAAAGGCUUGAUACCCAGUAGCAUAAGUGUUAUAAAAGACUGUUGAAUGAUAAUUUUGAACAUACAUAUAUUUUAAAAAAUCUAAUCUUUAAUUUUCUUUAUAAAUUUUCCUCCUAAGAAAGCUGGUACCUUUUGUCCAGUUUUCUUCUAAAUUUAAUUUCAAAGCUUAGUUUUUUUUUUUUUUUUUGUGUGUUUUGGGAGAAAGAAACUCAUCAAUAUGGGAAAGCAAGGACCUUGCUACCACUGUGGUGUAACAAGUGAGUUCAGAAAUUUUUUUCCCCUUAAUUUCCCAUCAAUGUAUUUUGGUAUGAUUUUUUGAAUAUUCAAGAAAAAUGGGUUCUUUUCGGGAUGCUCAAUUUUGAGUUUCUAUCUAAUCCUCUAAUUGCCCUUGUAUGCUGGGAUGCUUGGAUGAGUUGUUUAGUCUUGCAAACGAAUGCCCGUGUGCUUUUCAUUUUCGAACGGGAGAGAUCAUAUAAACUGAAAAAUUAGUACUAAUAUGCACUUUGGGAACUUUGAUUUUUGAUUGCCUAUUAAUCUCACAAACCCAAUAUUCUGGUGUAAUGAGUUGGACUUUUGGUACUGAGGUUUGGCUAAUGGGUUGUUCUAUCUUCUUCAAUUUAUCUGUGCUAUUCAUUGACUCUCUUGAACAAUGUAUGACUGAUCAAUCGUGAACUGAGAGUUCUUACAUUGGUAUUCAGCCUGGGUUCUAUUGCAUUUAUUUUGCUCUUCAAUGGAAUUGGAAGCAUCUCUAUUCAGGGAAUCCCAUGCUUCCUCACUUAAGUUUCUGUUCUUGGUCCCAAAAUCCAAGUUUAUUGGAAACUUGCAAUCCUUAUUUCUGAUUUGGUGUUAACUUUUGUACACCUUAUUAGAAGAAUCAUGAGCCAAUCCCAAAUUGUUGUGGGCUUUCACAUUCUUCUAAACUAUAUUUGAUACAUGUAGUUUUUUAUUAUGCCUGUUUCAAGGCCACAUUGCUUUUAAAGCAGGAUAGUACAUUUCAUUCUUGCCCAAAAUGAAAAUUCAGCAAUGAAGUUUAAUCAUUCUCUUGAUUUCAUCUUUUCCGUUUCACCUCUUGUUGCUCUUCUUUGUACAUCAAUGGGGAGCAUGACUUGCGAUAAAUUUGUUUUUGAAACCUUCAAGCUUGUUCUGUCUCCGUAAACUUCAGGCAUAUACUACUUGGAUCAACUUCGAGCCUAAUCAUGGGACUAUUACUUUCACUAGUAUAAUGCAGUAUCUGCUUAAGCAUGACCAAUUAGCACAUUCCGAGGCCAUCAGUUCUUAAUGGUUACAUUUUGUGAAAAUUUUCCAAUGAUUGUCUGCUUGGCAACUGUGGAUGAACUUUAGGAAUUGGGCCUUCACUAAUAUAAUGAUGUGUACUUGAAGGCGUCCUUUAGCUUGUUCGAUACCGACCAUUUUUAAGUGGCUUGUAAUAUUACAAUUAAGACUUGCUUUAGUGCUUGAUGAUUGUGGUGGUGAAUUGCUUUACCAGUAACUUCUUUCCUGUUGCAGUUGCAGAAGUAUUGUGAUGGCCUUUGUUAAGGCAUUGAAAAUAGGAGUUCACAUAUUUAAUAAUGAUAUCGUUUUAAGACUCAUUUCACAUGGUCUUUUUGUUCCUAUAAAUUGAGAUGCCGCAUUGUAUGAGAUAAUGCUAUCAGCAGAAUUUGUCAAUCUGGAUUUCAGAACCUCAUGUUGCUUGCAUUUGUUUCUUCUAAAAGUGGCUUUUCUCCUUCACUUUUUCAUGUUUUCUCUGAAAUUCAAGGGUUUCAUUCUGAUUCAGGUGGCUCCAGUAUAUAAUCGGUUUAACUUCUGAUUGGGAACAGUAUUUUAUUGUGGUGCUUUAUAAUGCUCUAAAAAUUGUCUGAAAGCAAAUUUUCCUUUGUCCUCGUGUGAAGUGGAGCAUUAUAAAGCUGUUCUGCCAAUAGUUGAAGGAUAUUAAGGAAAAUGACAUGUUUGCUACCUUUUUUGGCUCUUGUUUAUGACUGCAUUCUUCAUAAUUUUUUACUGCAUUCUUUGAAAUGUGUGCUCAGUUUCCGGGUUAUCUUUCAGUUUAGGAUUUUUAAUCCUGUUCCUCAUCUUUGUGCUUCUUACAUAACAUUGCAGCACAAUACAUUUGUUUGCCAUCAAGUUAAUGUACACUAAUUUCCUACCAUUGAUCAUUUUAGGCACCCCUCUUUGGCGUAAUGGGCCUCCAGAAAAGCCAAUACUGUGCAAUGCAUGUGGGUCCAGGUGGAGAACUAAAGGAACGCUUUCAAACUAUACACCGUUACAUGCUAGAGCAGAACCCGAUGACUUUGAGGACUAUAGGUUUUCUAGGCUCAAGGCCACACCUACUAAGAAUAAAGAGGCCAAAAUUCUUAAGAGAAAGCCAACUUAUGAAAGUUUUGAAGUUGGAGGUUUUUCUCCUGAUUAUAACCAAGGUUUUCGCAAAGGAUUUGAUGAAGACACAAGUAACAGAUCCAGUUCUGGCUCUGCCAUCUCAAAUUCUGAGAGCUGUGCACAAUUUGGCGAUGCAAGUGACUUGACUGGUCCUGCGCAACCCGCAGUUUGGGACUCGAUGGUUCCAUCGAGAAAGAGAACUUGUGUCACUCGUGCAAAACCAUCAUCAGUUGAGAAACUCACCAAGGAUCUUUAUACUAUUUUACAUGAACAGCAGUCUUCCUAUUUCUCUGGGUCUUCUGAAGAGGAUUUGCUGUUUGAGAGUGACAAACCAAUGGUGUCUGUUGAGAUAGGGCAUGGAAGUGUACUCAUUCGACAUCCCAGCACAAUCGCUCGUGAAGAAGAAUCAGAAGCUAGCUCCCUUUCAGUUGAUAAUAAGCUGCACACUGGAAAUGAGGCUUAUUCUCGAUUGACAACCUUUCCUGUACAUACUGAUAAUAAGGGUGUCAAUUCGACUCCAGAGAUGGAGAAGAUCAAGAAGCCUACUUGCCAGGGUGUAGACCAUGAGCAACAGAUUAAGAGGGAUCAGCUGGAAAAACUGCAAUUGCUGGGUCAUCACAAUUCGCCUCUACAUUCCAUUGACUUGAAAGAAAUUCUCAAUUUUGCCGAGUUUAGUCAAUUGACCAAUGAUGAACGUCAGCAGUUGCUCAAGUUCUUGCCUCCAAUAGAUGCUUCUGUUACUCCUGAGAGUCUUAGAAGCAUGUUUGAAAGCCCUCAAUUUGAGGAGAACAUGUCAAACUUCCAGAAGCUUCUUGCUGAAGGUGUUCUGGACAACACACUGUCAGGGGUGAAGACAGAUGAUUGUCGGACUUUGAAGAGGCUUGUCUUAUGCAAUCUGACAAAAUCGAAGUGGGUGGAACAUUAUAGUGUUCUAAAGGAUAAGAGGAGAACUAGUAGCUGCAAGUCUGAUGUUGCUGGAGAAUUUAAUGUUGCCACUGGUCAUUCAGUGAACAUGAAGAGAUCACGAGAUGCCCAAACCACAAGAUUUCCAGGAGCAAAGACCAUGGUGAAGAGUCCUAAAAGGGUCACAACGAAGGCGGACUAUGAGCAAAGGGACUUUAUGAACAAUAAUGGCUCGUAUUUCAGUCCAAGAAAUCUUUUUGGCCCGCCUCCUGAUAAUAACUCUUUAGUCAUUGACUCUUUUACUUCAGCCGAAAGUUGUGAUCAGGAUCUGCUGCUGGAUGUGCCAUCAAACAGCUCAUUCCCACAGGCAGAGCUCCUACACCCAAGUUCUAGUUUUGGAGCCCAAGCAAGUACUAGUAGUAGCUCAGGAUAUCCAUAUAUGUCGCGUCCCUAACGUAGCAGCAGAAAAGCCUAAUACCUCUAGUAGCUGAUUCCUAUAUUACGCAUCUGCGAAACCCAGUCUUUAUGAACCAUACAUUUUGUAUGUCAAAAUAGAGAACACAAAAAAAAAAAAAAAAAGAGGUCUUGGGGUUGCCUUUACCUUUUGAACUUUCUUCUCCUUAUUCUUAAUGACCUACCAUGGAAUUUGGAGAAAAGGACAUGGGUGGCGUUUGUAUAGGUUGACAGAGAUUGUAUUAUAUAGAUCAUAAUACCAACGGGAGUUGGUAAUGCUUUGGAAGAUUUUUGGUAUUCUGCAAAGAUUAUGAACUUACAAUCGGUAACUUUGCACAUUGUUUGCUUCACAAGUAAGUUUUGCAUGUGAAAUCAUAGCCUGCGUAUUAAGCUUGCUGUGUGAUUUUUGGAGGUUUUAGCAAAAGUUUCUUCAAUUUUAAUUCCAGCCGAAGGAAGUGUUUUUUCUUUUAUACUACUGAUGAUCAGGCUUUGUUCAAAUUUGAAUAGCCGUUACCUGUUUGGCGCCAUAUGAUGAUGACAAGGACGGCCCCGCCACUCACUAAUUGACACGACGUCGUCAUGGUGACUGCUCUUUAGUGAAUCUGAUUUUCCUUAUUGGAUCACUUCUCUCACUUCAGUAGGCCCAAAUUACUAGUACCUUUCUAAGCCCACAGAG